Trypanosoma rangeli is the source of this 4698-nucleotide messenger RNA. RefSeq lists its product as uncharacterized. Lineage: Eukaryota; Euglenozoa; Kinetoplastea; Trypanosomatida; Trypanosomatidae. The record is from RefSeq and is a predicted model, not a curated record. The transcript has a single exon. The coding region runs from base 1 to 4698 and encodes 1565 amino acids.
AUGCUGCAGGAUGAGCUUGGCGUGCGGGAAGCUCUCUCUGCCAUGCCCUUUGCAGCUUUCUGUGAGUUUCGAGUCGAUGAGCCGCCGCGGCGUGGUUGUCUCGCGGCGCUAUGCGGAAGCAGCGAGACGUCGCAGCGCCCCGCCCCACCAUCCUUUGAGCUGCACUAUAAAAGUCGUCACCCGCAGCUUCCAACGGCGGUUGAGGCGUACGGUCGGUCGGCAGCGGGGGUUGUGGUGGAACCGAGCCACCUCCGCAACCCUCUUGCGCUGGAGAAGACGAUGCACUUUCUUGUCCACCACUACCUGCGCGACCCGCACACGCCCGCGGUGUUUCUCGCACCUUUUGAGGUGUGGAGGUACUUGUGGGAUCGCAUGCGGCAGGUGCGAACGAAUUGGGUGCCGCAGCUCCCGCCGGUGGGGACGCAAUCGCUUAGCAGCCACGACUACGCCGAUGGCGUGCUGCCGGGCUCCGUGCGGGAGUCCAUCCGGCGGCUAAAGUGGCUGGAGUUCACCGUCGCGGCACUUGCGGUGGGUGGGGCAAAUUUGUGCCGCAGCGUGCAGGGCUGCCGCCGCUACAUGGCGGAGAAGCAGAACUUCCUUGAGUCCAUCGCGCAGUGCUUCAGCGAUUUGGUCUUGUCCUACCGCGCGGAGCAACGGCUGCGAAACUCAGAAAUGUUCUCCGCCGUUCUUCUCUUCUACGGUCUCGCGCAGCUCACAAAGGUGGAGAACCGUGCGGGGUUUUGUCAGGUGAUUGAGGUGCAGGUGGGUGACGACGCAGCCCCCACACACCUCUUUGAGCCGCCCUCCCGCAGCGUCGACUUCGGCAGCGUCUACCGCGAGUUGGCGUACCUGCCGCAAAUGGCCCGCACGCGGCAUGUGCGUGCAGUGUUGCGGCUCAUCCACAGCUGGUGCCAGCGUGAGUGGUUCGGGUUCUUUCACCUUUGCCGCUCCGAGCCCCUUACCGUGCUGCAGCGGGCAAUGGUGUUUCACUCCUUUUCGUACGCCCGCUUUAGGGCUGUGGUGGACCUUGUGACGGCAAACACCGUCGUGUAUGGGAAGGCGCGUCUUCGCGGUGAGAUGGCGAUUGCGGAACUCGCCGAUCUUCUUUUGAUGGAAGAGGCUCACUGCGUGGAGUUGCUCGAAACGAUGGGACUCGGCGGGCAGAUAAGCGAGGACCGCAGCAUUCUGCGCGUCGCGCGGGCUGACUCCUCGCCGUACACCACACAAGAGGCGAUUUACCGCCACUUGGAGGACACUGGAGGAAAGCCGCGCUUGUGCCUGCCAACGCUUCCCUCGUUCUUUGGGUUUACCGUUUGGCGAGAGGCGUUUGACUUGUUUCCUGACGCCUUCGGCGAUGCCCCACUGGCGACGCACGGGGAUCUUUGCAUCAUGACGUGCCCGGUGAAUCUCAUGCGUCUGCUAGAGCCUUACUGCCCCACAUACAACAACGACGUCGCCGCGGUGGAGCUGACGGACGCGGGAAAUGAGUGGUUUACCGGCGUCCAGGCGGCGCGAGAGCGGAUGUUGGCCUGGUAUGCCCUGCAUAUGUCCUCACGCGGUCCGCGGUACACCAACAACGACGAGGACGAGGAAGUGGCGGAGUUUACUGGUGGUGAUGUUGUCGCGCGUGGCGGGCGGAGUCGGGGACUCUCACAGGAGCUACUAAAGUCUGCUGUGGAGGCGAUGGAUCAGGAAAGCCAAUCCACGCACAGCUCUGUUUUCAACGGUUCCCUUGGCGGUGACCAUGACGCCAACGAUGGCAGCCGCAGCAGCAGCAACAACAACGCGGACGUGGUGGAGGGCGAGCAGGGAGAAGUGCCAGGCGCAGCUGAAUCUGCCAAACGUGAGGCAAGGGAACGAGCAGAGGAAGAGGAAGAGGAGGACGAGGCGGUGCGUGCCGCCAAGGUACUGCUGCUGUCGCUGCGCAACGACGCCAUGUACGCCAAGAUACAGAAGGAACUGCAGGCAAAGACGCGGGAGGACGCCAGAAGGGCAGAUGCAGCGGCGCCUCUUUCUGAAAGCUGUGACAGCCACCCGCAGAACACCGCCUAUGAUGUCAAUGAGGAUAAUAAGAAUAAUAGUGGUGACACCAACACAGAGGCAACGGUGGGGACAAUGCUGAACGCAGAGCCGAUGCCACACACGCCGCCAACAGCGGAGCCGUGGUUGAGCCUGCCUCCACCACCGUUCAAGGUUUGUGUUUCGCCGUUGCCAAGCGAGCAUCCCGGGAAGAUGUCGCCCAGUCUGCACCCCACGGUGGAGACGCCAACCAGCUGCAGCGCGGCAGGGACGGAGGUGCCACUGCUUCAAGAGGGCGUCGACUGGAGUGGGGUGGCCCCAGUAGAAGAAACGGAGCCGACGGCACCGCAGCCGCCAUUUCCGUUCUUCCCUGCACGCGUUUCCGACAUGACUGAAGGUGACGUGCGUGCGCCGCUGGAGCCGCACGGAGGUCGCAAGGAGGAGUCAAGGGCAAAGCGGCCACGGGAGGAGGCUGUUCCUUGUCAUGGCAUUCUGCCGUCAUCUAAGCCACCCGGAUUUUUUUCUGUGCGGCCUCCAAGAGAAGAAGCGGAGGUGGAGGUGGAAGUCAAACGCGGCCAGCAACUACGCUCAUGCCAUUUGGACGGUGCAAGCAGUGUUUACGUUUCCUCUGUGGAAAGUCGUGAGGUGCUUCUGCCGUUUGAGAAGGAGGAGGAACGGCGGCAGCUGCGUGGGGCUGAGAGUGACGCAGUGACGCAGCCACCACGCCAGCGAGCCUGCGUGGAAGGUGUGGCGCAGGAGACGUUGCAUGAACUGCAAGGCGUGCGGAAGGUAACAUUUGUGGCGGCAUCCCCCGGCCCCGCGAAGGUGCCCGGGCAGCCGACCUCAAAGUUGACAGGUGUCAAACCUCGAAGGCUGUCGUACCGGGACACCAUACGGACAUCGCUGCAACGGCAGCGUGGCACAUCGCGUGAGUUUGUGGGACGCGUCUCCGCCAGUCCACUCUCACGACUGGUGCAACAACAACGACAGCAAACAGAGGAAGCGUCGUUACGUUUCUCAUCCCAGCUGGGUGCCCCAGCUGUCGCAGGCGGCGCGAGUGAGCCACGUUGGAUGCACGCUUUUAUGAAUUAUCUCCUUGGCUUUUUUGCAGCCUCCUACGACGACGCAACGGCCUGUCGGUUUCUCUCCGAAGUUAUCUGUGGCGAUCCCGAGGCGCAGGCUCGUGGAGUUGCAGGGUGGCUCUGCCGCGGCUUUACCCCUUCUAUGGUGGCGCUCCGCGCGGCGCCACCGCAGCUGGACGUAGUUGGGAAGCCGGAUGUGCCGAUGUUGCAACUUACCUCAACUGUAGUUGUCUUUGGGGGUGCCAUGCGUGACGAAGGCACAGAUGAAACAAGUUGGUUCUCUGGGCGGCGCACCGUUCCUCGUGCAUCACUGCUAGAGAGCACAUGUGCGUCGGCGUGCACGAGCAGCGUCGCCGCAGAGGAGGCGCUCUGCGCGCUGUCAACCAUACGGCCGCUCUCGCUUGGGCGUUGGGUCGCGGCAAUGCUGCUCCCCCGUGAGGAAGCGGUCUCGUUGCUCACACGGGGUGCGCUGUACAGUGUGGGGCACAAAGGUGGGGCCGCGGCGGAGGACGACGACUCCGACGAUGCGGUGAGCGCAGACACGAGGAACGGGGGAGAGUUGCUUAGUCUGUGGGAGCAACUCCAUGCGGUACGGAUGUCCACAGCGCCGCGGCUGACACCAGCGGCGGAGUGGAGUCGACAGUCCUCGUCUCGGACAACAGGUACCUUGGCAGAGGCAGCCGCUUGGAGUCGUCCCCGUCGUCAUUUAACCACGUUGCAGACGCGGCUUGCCCUCUACGGUAUUGACUACCGUGACGCGCCGCAGCUUCGAUGUGUGGCGGGAGAGAAGGCGAGGUCGGCCUCCACACCAUGGCCAGAGGAACACAUCACUGCCGUCAUCACGCUCGACACCUCGCGAGGGGUGGAGUACGAGGCGGGGCUUUACACACUGCAGUUGUUAAUACGGCAGGCCGUUGAGCACCAGACGAUGUUUCUGGCCGGCGUGCUCAUCAUACUGUACGCCUCCUCCACUGAGGAGGAGUUGCGGCUGCAGCAAAGCGUAGAGGAGUUGUUUUGGACGACAUGGCGACAAUCCGCACAGCGGACGACGGCGGCAGCAGCGGAGCGGAUUGAGGCGAGUAAGGAAGUGGAGGCGGGGCGCAGCGCCUACCAACGCACCAUACGCCGCUCGCUGAGCGCCGUGAAACCGAAGCUGCAGACGGCGUCCCCCACGCGUAACCCCAACGUACGUCAGCCACACGACCACAGUAACGGCCGCGCCCGCACGAUGCAGAAUGCGAUCCGCGGAUUUUUUAUGCGCGGGGAUGCUAAAGAAGCAGCAACGCAUUGUACGACCACUGCCGACGAUGCCGUUGCUUUCGACACGACGCAGAGCUACGCGCCAAGCCCCGUCCUCGUCGUUCAGCCCAUUCGCACGACUUUAGAGAGUGGAACGGGGCGGGGCAGAACCGGCCAGGAUGCUUGCGGCGGCGGUUGUGUGACUGGUGGUGAGUUCGCGGCGAAUAAUGCAGAGCUUCUGCGUACUGCGCUGCUGCAGUCUGUCAACAGUUUACUGCACGGCUAUGACGCCAAGUGGAGGGAAUUUUUGCGGGAGAACGACAUGGGUGCGAGGGAGACGGUCUUGCGAGUGAGUUAA